AUGGUCUUCAUCCGGUUGACUAUCAAAGUCCUCCCCCGCGAGCAACUGCCCACCGCCUCCUCGUCCUUCUCGAUCCGUUCUAUCCUACGCGACCGCAACAAGGAGGAUGUCGACAAGAAUGGCAAUGGCGCAGCCGGGAAGCCUGUCAGCUUCCUCAUCCCGCUACACAACCCGGAGGAGGUGACGCUGGGCGCGCUGGCGGGCAUGAUACAAGAGAAAUGGAAGAAGCUACGGCCAGAUGCGGAGCCGCUCCAGAUCAAGAAGCUUCUCGACGACGAACACGACGAGGACGAUCUCGACGCCGAUUUGACAGUGGCCGACGUUUUUGUGAACAAUGGCAAAGCGCGCUCUGAUGGGCUCGAUCAGAGAGGGACCGUCCGUGUCGUCCAGAAACCUACUCCUUACGCUCCCGUCCGCUACCCGUCCGUGGCCCUGGACUGGGACAAGGCCGCGUUGGACUACGAGCGCAUCAAGGGGAAGCAGAAGAAGACCAAGCCGGAUGUUACCAAGUUUCCCACCAUCGAGGAGGAACCGCGCAAGGAUUCACUGACGGUGAGCUCUUUGAGCGAGCCUUACGGCAGCAAGGGGCGGAGAACCAGCGACGGUGCGUCGUCCAAUGUCGAGAUCCCGCUUCGGGACGUGCCCGUACAGUCGGUAGAGCGGGACGAACCCGAAGUCCCUCCGUCGCCGCCUCGCUGGGGUAACGAAUCCCCCGUUUUGGUGCACGACUCCCAGGAUCGUGAGCGUCUGGCGAGCAAGGAACUUGGCAUUUCACCGACUCCUGUUCCACCUCCGGCGAAGGAGCAGCUUCCUCCGGUAGUGGAAGAGGAUCCUUUCGUCGUCAAUGUCGAGGAACAAGCCCCUCCCGAAUCGGUUCCUGAACCUGCGCAGGAGGUGCCGUCAGCGCCACCGCAACCAGAACAACCAGAACAGGAAGAGGAUGAGCCAGUGCGUGAAGCGCCAGUUCCUGAAGAGCCAGUUCCUGAACCCGAGUCGAAACCACUACCGGAGCCUGAACCUCCUGUCCAGCAGACCCAAGAUGUGGAAAUGACUGAUGUCGAACCCAAUUCACCACCGCCCGUCGCUAAGAAUCAGCGAACUUCGCCCGCCGUCGUCAUUGACAACACGGAACGGAAGGAGUCAUUUGCGGAGAAAUUCGUGGCCGCGGCGAAUCGCAAGCGGAAGAAGAGCUCUGACCAUCUGGCACCUAAGAAGGAGCCUCGUCUUGAUCUGUCCAGCACGCCUUCAUCGACCCGGCCAAAUGGGAAGAUACUUGUGACGGCAGAGAAUCCAGAGCCACAACCCGCCACCUCAUCGCCACAGCGGAGACGUGAGCGUGCGCCUUCUUUCUCGAGUCCGCAAAGGCGUCCCAGUAUCGGCGAGCAUCCCACGGACCAGUCCAGGCCGGGCCUGGGACUAGGUAUCACGAGAAGCCCGCAAGCAAAGAAAACGGCGAUGCUCAAUUCAUCUCAAGAACCGGUGCAGGCUACACCAGUCUUCUCUCAACAAAGCGCCCCCUCAGAUCUUCGCUCCUCGUUGAGCCUGCCGAAUGAUAAUACUCCGUCCAAGGCGUUGAGUCCUGGCGUCGAACAGGUAAAGAAGCUCACGUCUGCCCUGCGCAAGGAGUCUUCGCCUGCCGAUCGGAAUCGCUCUGUGUCGUUCGCAGAAGAAACGGAAAUCGUCACGCCUGCUACGACAGCAUCCCGGGCCACUCCUAAGACGGGCUCCAAAUUGCCGAAAACCACGUCGACCUCUUCUGGCUCUGCGGAAAAGUCCAUCGGAACCGUCGUUUGGCCGCCAAAUGUUUCCCAGGAGAAAUUGCAGCAGUACCAGUCCGAAGCGGCGCAAAAGGAGAUCAAGCAGAACGAAGAAAAGGGGGGAGUGGGAGCGGAAGAUUGCAGCGGCAGAGAAGGACAACGCGGAUUCAGAAAACCCCGGAAGUAUAACAAGAGCCAACUCAGGGGGGUUGAGCGGGAGUUGAAGGAGAAGGAACAACAGAUCCGUGAGAAGGAAGAGGCUUUGAAGACGGCAUCAUCCGAGAAACCAGGAAAAGAAAAGCAGUCGCAGAAAAAGAAUGACAAGAGAUCUCCGGCCAGCACCAAGGCAAGCGAUCAGAAGACUGGCUCCAAGGCACGCGAUCAGGGAGCUGCGCCGAAGGAAAAGCCUGUGGGGCCGUCCCCUACUGUGGAUAAGCCUUCUGAAAAGACAACGGAAAAAGAUGCAGCCCCGCAGUCGUCUAUUGUCUCUGAUGACAGCAAUCUGUCGCCGACAGACAAGGUUCGGUCCUUGCAGGAGACGCAGGGCAAGAAGGACUCACCGGCGUCGAUGAGAGCCAAGACUACAGCAAAGAGGACCAUCACGAAGGUUGAUCUGACGCAGGACGACAGCGGAGAGACUGAAUCGGAGUCAGCGUCGGGGUCAGAAUCGGAGUCGGACUCGGAGUCGGGAUCUAACGAGGAGGCCGCAGAAGAGAAGACGUCUGAGCAACCCGCAGCCGAUUCGAAUGGUGCAGAGACUAGAGAAGAAGCGGAGGAGCCGGAGAUGAGCAAAGCCCAGAUGCUCCAAAACCACCGGUCUCCGUCCGUAACUCAAGCUGGCUCGAAGUCGGCCUCGGUUGCUCCAGCGACCAAGAAGAACGCAGAGGAACCAGCCAGUCAAGAUAGCACGGACGAUGGGGCUUCCGGAUCAGAGUCAUCAGAGUCUGGUGAUUCUGAAUCUGACGACGAGUCGGAUGAAUCCGAAGAGUCCGACGAGUCUGAGGAAGACGACGAAGAGGAAGAAUCCAGCGACGAGGACGUUUCUUCCAAGACUGUCAAUGCCGUCGACAUUUCCUCGCCAAUCGAGAGGAAGAAACCCUCGACUGCGGCAAAGAGCAGCGCGCCCAGUUUUAAUUUCAAUAGUGGCUGGACGCCCGUCAAUGGCGUGCAGUCGCCAGGAUUGUCGUCGUCGCAGCCGAAAUCCCAUCUCUCCAACGGGGUGUCGAGUCGGCCGGAUCUGAAAUCGCUCAAAGCCAUGAUGGAGGAGACGACGCAGGUGGCGAAGAAGAAGGCGCAGGAGAAGGCACCGGAACGGGGCAGUCGGGCGUCUCGACCGGGCCGCAAGAGCAUUUUUGACCCGCCCAGUGACAGCGAGAGUUCUUCGAGCGAGAGCGAGAGCGAGAGCGAGAGUGACGACGAUGACAGCGAGGACGAGGACGAGGGCACCGCGAGCAGCGGCGACGACAGCCGGGGCGACAUCCUCCCGACGGGGAAGGCUCAGAAGAUGCGCAAGACGCUGACGAGACGGAAUGUUCGCGCUGCAUAA
Messenger RNA from Rasamsonia emersonii CBS 393.64, 3303 nucleotides. Its product is annotated as Conserved serine-rich protein. The record is from RefSeq and is a predicted model, not a curated record. The coding region runs from base 1 to 3303 and encodes 1100 amino acids. The transcript is spliced from 3 exons. Lineage: Eukaryota; Fungi; Ascomycota; Eurotiomycetes; Eurotiales; Trichocomaceae.